GCCAAAGGCGUCCUAACGCAAAAACUGGGACCUUGGCGUCGGCCGGUGGCCUACCUGUCCAAAAAGCUAGACCCAGUGGCAGCUGGGUGGCCCCCUUGCCUACGGAUGGUAGCAGCCAUUGCCGUUCUGACAAAAGAUGCAGGCAAGCUAACCAUGGGACAGCCGCUAGUCAUCCUGGCCCCCCAUGCAGUAGAGGCACUAGUCAAGCAACCCCCUGACCGCUGGCUAUCCAACGCCCGCAUGACCCACUAUCAGGCGAUGCUCCUAGAUACGGACCGGGUCCAGUUCGGACCGGUGGUAGCCCUAAACCCGGCUACGUUGCUCCCCCUACCGGGGAAAGAGCCUCACCAUGACUGCCUCGAGAUCUUGGCCGAGACACACGGAACCAGACCAGACCUCACGGACCAGCCCCUCCCAGACGCCGACCACACCUGGUAUACAGAUGGAAGCAGCUUCCUGCAAGAGGGACAACGUAGGGCUGGAGCAGCGGUGACCACCGAGACCGAGGUAAUCUGGGCCAAGGCGUUGCCAGCCGGGACAUCCGCCCAGCGAGCUGAACUAAUAGCACUCACCCAGGCCCUAAAGAUGGCAGAAGCUCACUUACAGGCCCUCCAAGCAGUACAACGAGAGGUCUGGAAGCCACUGGCCGCUGCCUAUCAGGACCAGCUGGACCAGCCAGUGAUACCACACCCCUUCCGUGUCGGCGACACCGUGUGGGUACGCCGGCACCAGACUAAGAACUUGGAACCUCGCUGGAAAGGACCCUACACCGUCCUGCUGACCACCCCCACCGCUCUCAAAGUAGACGGCAUCGCUGCGUGGAUCCACGCCGCUCACGUAAAAGCGGCGACAACCCCUCCGGCCGGAACAGCAUCAGGACCGACAUGGAAGGUCCAGCGUUCUCAAAACCCCUUAAAGAUAAGAUUAACCCGUGGGGCCCCCUAAUAGUCCUGGGAAUCUUAAUAAGGGCAGGAGUAUCAGUACAACAUGACAGCCCUCAUCAGGUCUUCAAUGUUACUUGGAGAGUUACCAACUUAAUGACAGGACAAACAGCUAAUGCUACCUCCCUCCUGGGGACAAUGACCGAUGCCUUUCCUAAACUGUACUUUGACUUGUGCGAUUUAAUAGGGGACGACUGGGAUGAGACUGGACUCGGGUGUCGCACUCCCGGGGGAAGAAAAAGGGCAAGAACAUUUGACUUCUAUGUUUGCCCCGGGCAUACUGUACCAACAGGGUGUGGAGGGCCGAGAGAGGGCUACUGUGGCAAAUGGGGCUGUGAGACCACUGGACAGGCAUACUGGAAGCCAUCAUCAUCAUGGGACCUAAUUUCCCUUAAGCGAAGAAACACCCCUCAGAAUCAGGGCCCCUGUUAUGAUUCCUCAGCGGUCUCCAGUGACAUCAAGGGCGCCACACCGGGGGGUCGAUGCAAUCCCCUAGUCCUGGAAUUCACUGACGCGGGCAAAAAGGCCAGCUGGGAUGGCCCCAAAGUAUGGGGACUAAGACUGUACCGAUCCACAGGGACCGACCCGGUGACCCGGUUCUCUUUGACCCGCCAGGUCCUCAAUAUAGGGCCCCGCGUCCCCAUUGGGCCUAAUCCCGUGAUCACUGACCAGUUACCCCCCUCCCGACCCGUGCAGAUCAUGCUCCCCAGGCCUCCUCAGCCUCCUCCUCCAGGCGCAGCCUCUACAGUCCCUGAGACUGCCCCACCUUCUCAACAACCUGGGACGGGAGACAGGCUGCUAAACCUGGUAGAUGGAGCCUACCAAGCUCUCAACCUCACCAGUCCUGACAAAACCCAAGAGUGCUGGUUGUGUCUGGUAGCGGGACCCCCCUACUACGAAGGGGUUGCCGUCCUAGGUACUUAUUCCAACCAUACCUCUGCCCCAGCUAACUGCUCCGUGGCCUCCCAACACAAGCUGACCCUGUCCGAAGUGACCGGACAGGGACUCUGCGUAGGAGCAGUUCCCAAAACCCAUCAGGCCCUGUGUAAUACCACCCAGAAGACGAGCGACGGGUCCUACUAUCUGGCUGCUCCCGCCGGGACCAUUUGGGCUUGCAACACCGGGCUCACUCCCUGCCUAUCUACCACUGUGCUCGACCUCACCACCGAUUACUGUGUCCUGGUUGAGCUCUGGCCAAAGGUGACCUACCACUCCCCUGGUUAUGUUUAUGGCCAGUUUGAGAGAAAAACCAAAUAUAAAAGAGAGCCGGUGUCAUUAACUCUGGCCCUGCUGUUGGGAGGACUUACUAUGGGCGGCAUAGCUGCAGGAGUAGGAACCGGGACUACAGCCCUAGUGGCCACCAAACAAUUCGAGCAGCUCCAGGCAGCCAUACAUACAGACCUUGGGGCUUUAGAAAAGUCAGUCAGUGCCCUAGAAAAGUCUCUGACCUCGUUGUCUGAGGUGGUCCUACAGAACCGGAG
This is a messenger RNA of Mus musculus (house mouse), 2422 nucleotides long. Its product is annotated as predicted gene, 53622. The transcript is spliced from 2 exons. NCBI's taxonomy places the organism in Eukaryota, Metazoa, Chordata, Mammalia, Rodentia, Muridae. The coding region runs from base 106 to 945 and encodes 279 amino acids. The record is from RefSeq and is a predicted model, not a curated record.